UGUUGGUGGUGUGAUCACCCUCAACGAGCCUUAUGAAACUUUGGUUCCAACAUCCUUAUACUAUGCACAUGGAAUAGACCAUUUGGUCAUUCCUACCAGAGAUUACCUCUUUGCCCCUUCAUGUGUGGACAUUAAUCGAGCUAUUCAUUUCAUUCAUGAGAACGCAUCUUGUGGGAAGACUACUUAUGUACACUGUAAAGCUGGGAGGGGAAGGAGCACAACCAUUGUGCUAUGCUAUUUGGUUGAGUAUAAGCACAUGACUCCUGCUGCUGCACUGGAAUACGUGCUGUCUAGAAGACCUAGAGUGCUGUUGGCUUCUUCUCAAUGGAAGGCCGUCCAAGAAUUUUGGUGGCAGAGAUUAGCUCCUACUCCACUGUCUCUCUCAGGAGAUGCUGUUCUGAUUACAAAAGCAGAUUUGGAAGGGUAUCAUAGCCCUUGUGGUAGUGAUUCCAGCAAGGAGCUGGUAAGUGUCCCCAGAGUGGCAAGGACUAGACCCAUGAUAGCAAGGUUAUCCUGCCUCUUUGCAUCCCUUAGAGUUUCGGGUGGCUUCGGACCUGUCUCAAGGCAGCUGGCAGAGGCACGCGCUUGCUAAACCCCGCACUUUUUAUUGAGCGGGUUGUUUGUGCAGAAAAGCAUUAUGUUAAAUGCAUCAUCUAUUUUCCCUGCUUCCGAUAGCCUUGUGUUUAUGAGCGAAUGAGAACUAAUAGAAAUUAAAGGAAGGGGACAGCUGAAGCGCUCUGCAACAUUGUGUAUGCUGGAGUUAAGGUAUGACUUUAGUUUUUACCUGUGUAAUAUAAUUACAUCAGGUUGUGUAAUUCAUACUUCAUCAGCUCAUAAACAUAUACUAGUGGGUCAUUUAUGUAUUCUGCGACCUCCAUGGGUCAUUUUCAAAGAGUGUGUCCAUUCCAUUCUGAACACUCAUUUACCUCCACUGUCAACCCUCCAAC
Messenger RNA from Ilex paraguariensis (yerba mate), 947 nucleotides. The record is from the annotation of a GenBank genome assembly. NCBI's taxonomy places the organism in Eukaryota, Viridiplantae, Streptophyta, Magnoliopsida, Aquifoliales, Aquifoliaceae.